AUAGUCCCAACUCCCAAGUAACUUUACUCUCUGUUGUUUCACUUUUCCCUGAUUCUGCAGAUUCCAUGGCUUCAUCUUCAAUUUUCCGGUUCAUCAUCGGCUUCAUCCUUCUUGUUAACCUAACUCUAGGAAUCGGCGGCGAGAUUGUCUUCGAGGAAGGUUACACUGUAACUACAUUAAUCGACGGAGACAAGCUUAACAUCAACCCUUACUCCGUCUUCUCUCUGUAUGGAUCAUCGUCCGAUCUCAUCAUCCUCGACCAUGUCAAAAGUACAAUUUACACAGUCUCGUUUUCCGAUUCUCAAGGGGUUGAUAUCAAGAAGCUCUCUGGUAAUGGUGAUGCUGGGUAUAUGGAUGGUGAUUUGGGGUCUGCCAUGUUUAAUAAGCCCAAAAGCUUUGCUCUUGAUAGGAAAAACAACAUUUACAUUGCUGACAUGACCAACCAUGUGAUAAGGAAAAUAAGCAAAUCAGGCGUGACCACAAUUGCUGGGGGCUACGUACGAAAGACAGGCAAAGCGGAUGGACCUGCACAGAAUGCUUCGUUUUCUGAUGAUUUUGAGCUGGCUUUCGACCCUCAGAGAUGCACAUUGUUGAUCUCUGAUCAUGGUAAUAGAUUGGUCCGUCAGCUUGAUCUGAAGGCUGAGGAUUGUGCUGGCAGUUCUUCCGGAUCUGGACUCGGAUCAACGACAGCCUGGGGCAUCGGCAUGGGAGUUGCUUGUUUAAUUGGGUUGAUCAUCGGGUUUGCCAUUCGUCCUUACGUCCUCCCUCAUACAGGAAGCUUCAGGCCAUCCUCGGUUCAACACGACAUGGAAGCAUUACCUAAUCCAUCUGGGGAAACAAGCACGGACCUCCUUCUUCGUCAACAGAAGCGCAAUUGCUAGUAAUAAUCUCUACAAACUCUUAAAUAAGCUUCUUAGGUUAUCUUUCUCUCAACUCUCCCUAGUUUUUGGCCUUAACAUGAUCCGCCCCCCAACUCCGCCCCCACCUGUGAAAUUUGUGUCUUUAUUAGAUUGCGAUCACGUAGGUAAGAAUGAAACAAUCGAAACCCAGGAUUUAGUUGACGAAUUAAAAGACUUGAUCACUUUAGAUGGUUCCCUUAACCCUAAACCGGUUUUAUCGUAUCAAGAAAAUCCGUAUCGAGUUGAAGAGACGAAGAACGAUGAGUUUCUAGAAACACGUGGGAAGUUAGAUAGGCAAAUACAUGCCAACUUUGCGGGUUUUGUAGAAAGUAGUAAAAGAACUUCGUCGGUUGAAUCCCGGGGGUUGGUCCUUUGAUUAUGUAAGAUAUGGAAGAUCGGGGGUUUGUUAGAAGUUUGGUUUUUCGGUCUCGUUCAGUAACUGUAUCAUGUUAUCUUGCACGCGAAGUUAAUUGAAUACUACGUAAACGAUAUGAUGUCUUUCUAUUUCUCUAACUUAUCGAUGCAUGAAUAUAUUGAUUACUAUCGAAUUUGAUUUGUUGUGUUGUC
Molecule: messenger RNA, 1466 nt
Organism: Cynara cardunculus var. scolymus (artichoke)
Lineage: Eukaryota; Viridiplantae; Streptophyta; Magnoliopsida; Asterales; Asteraceae
Exons: 6
Coding region: 66-881 (271 amino acids)
Source: RefSeq, a predicted model, not a curated record